Molecule: messenger RNA, 1091 nt
Organism: Fragaria vesca subsp. vesca
Lineage: Eukaryota; Viridiplantae; Streptophyta; Magnoliopsida; Rosales; Rosaceae
Product: major allergen Pru ar 1-like
Exons: 3
Coding region: 449-931 (160 amino acids)
Biological process (GO): abscisic acid-activated signaling pathway; defense response
Cellular component (GO): cytoplasm; nucleus
Molecular function (GO): signaling receptor activity; protein phosphatase inhibitor activity; abscisic acid binding
Source: RefSeq, a predicted model, not a curated record
CCACCGCGGUGUGCCUUCAGCUCCCACGUCAGCUCACGCUACAAGCUUUUUCCUGAUCUUGAAUCACACACAAGAACUACGGAGGAACUAUGUCUGCCAUAUACAGAGGUCUCUGUUUUGAAGAAAACAGGUGAAGGAGAAACUAAAGCAGGGGAAGGAGAGGUCUCUGUUUUGAAGUUAACAUGGGAAGGAGAAACUAAAGCAAAUGUCAGGUACAAUAAGCUAAUGGGAUUGGUAUGCUUUCUUUGACCAUUUUGAACAUAUCCAAGAGAUCGAAUAUCACAGCUUGCAUCUACAGAGGCAAUCAUUAGUUCACAUUGAGCUAUUGGUAAACCUUCAGUCAUCAGUAAUCUAUAAAUACUGACUAUACCAUCCUCUUCUCUCACAACUCAAACAUCAAUUCUCUACUCUUCUUCUCUUGUGUCAUUUCCCAACUCAUAAACUGACAAUGGGUGUCUUCACUUAUGAAACUGAGUUCAUCUCGGUCAUUCCACCAGCUAGAUUGUUCAAGGCUUUUAUCCUUGAUGCCGACAAUCUCAUCCCCAAGCUUGCUCCACAAGCAGUCAAGGGUGCUGAAACCAUUGAAGGAGAUGGAGGCGUUGGAACCAUCAAGAAGAUCACCUUCGGUGAAGGCAGCCAGUACAGCUCUGUGACACACAGGAUUGAUGGAAUUGACAAAGAGAACUUUGUAUACAACUACAGUUUGAUUGAAGGGGAUGCUAUCUCAGACAAGAUUGAAAAGAUCUCAUAUGAGACCAAGCUGGUGGCAUCUUCCGAUGGAGGGUCCGUCAUCAAGAGCACCAGUAACUACUACACCAAAGGUGACGUGGAGAUCAAGGAAGAACAUGUUAAGGCAGGAAAAGAGAAGGCAUCCCACCUCUUCAAGCUUGUUGAAGGCUACCUCUUGGCCAAUCCUAAUGAAUACUGCUAACCUUAACUGUAAUCAGUUUGUGUCCAGUUUUUCAUGUCUUUCCGUUUCUUUUCAUCAGCAUCUUAUUCCAGUUAGAAUACUGAGUAUUGAAAGUGAAUGUGGACUGUUAUAUUUUCUAUAAAAUAAUGAGAAUCCUCCAGCAAUACCGUAAUAUACCAUC